This is a messenger RNA of Olea europaea var. sylvestris, 680 nucleotides long. RefSeq lists its product as uncharacterized. The coding region runs from base 159 to 464 and encodes 101 amino acids. Gene Ontology annotation, cellular component: mitochondrial inner membrane. The record is from RefSeq and is a predicted model, not a curated record. The transcript is spliced from 3 exons. Gene Ontology annotation, biological process: mitochondrial respiratory chain complex IV assembly. NCBI's taxonomy places the organism in Eukaryota, Viridiplantae, Streptophyta, Magnoliopsida, Lamiales, Oleaceae.
AAUUUCGAUUUGAUUUUUCACUUGCAAAGUCUGCGUUCUCUACCCCUUCUUCGCCUCCUUUUUAAUUCCUCCCAUAAAACGCAUCCGAUUUCGCAUUUCGUUACGCGUUCUCUCUAAAUUUUAAUCAACAGACCACAUUAAUUCUCCAUCCGAAACAUAUGGCGGAAUCCACCACCAAUACCAACUCAAAAUUUGAAUCAAUCAGAGAAUGGGUCGUCGAACACAAGCUCCGUACAGUUGGGACUUUGUGGGCGAGCGGUGUAAUUGGAUCCUUGACUUACAAUUGGUCUCAGCCUGGCAAGACUAGUGUCAAGAUCAUUCACGCUAGGUUGCACGCACAGGCUCUUACACUGGCUGCGCUGGCUGGAGCUGCAGUGGUCGAAUACUAUGACCGUAAAGCUGGAAAAAAUGCAAAUCCACAUGCUAAGUUCCUUCCUUUGAAUGCUUAUUCACAUAAAGAUUAGAUGGACAGACUACAUUGUGGAGAGGCAACAGAUGUUUCUUGCAAAAGUGCAAUGUUUAUACCUCCCCCUUAGCUCUAAAAAUUCAAUUUUUUAUUGGUAGCAUGUGACAUUUCUUGUGUUAGGGUUAUUUUGUUUCCAUUUUUAAUAUUUCAUUUAUAGAUGACCUUCCUGUAUCAUGGUUUCAUUAUUAUUAAAUGGUUAUAAGAUUUUUAUUUA